Symbiodinium necroappetens is the source of this 897-nucleotide messenger RNA. NCBI's taxonomy places the organism in Eukaryota, Dinophyceae, Suessiales, Symbiodiniaceae. The record is from the annotation of a GenBank genome assembly.
AUGCUGCAGCAUCAAUGGCUGCAGCUCCAACGUAGCGUGCCCCAACUGAGCCUUGGAACCGAUCCCUUCCUGGCAUCCCUGACCUUGUGGCCACCCACACAGACUCCAGGCAGGCAUCGCUAUGCCAACCUCCACUCCUCGCACCAGCGAGUCGGUGAGAGCUUAGCCCACUUGGAUUUUCAUGCCCGAGUCACUGGAGAAGAGGACGCCUUCACUCGGGAACUCGACAGCAUCUACGAUGAGGUUUCAUCCAAGAUCGAAGGUUUCGGCUUGUUUGAAGCUGACAUCUCAAUUCCACCCCGAGUGCUGCAAAGACAACGAGGGGUGGUGCGCACCAACUGCUUCGAUUCCCUAGAUCGAACGAACCUCCUUCAGUACCAGGUGGCUUGGCGCUGGCUGCAAGUGCAACUGCCUACCCUCCAAUCUCCUAUCUCUUCAGGCUAUCGAGGCGCCACGGCCGAGACGGGCCAUCUGCAAGCGGCGCUAAGGAGCAUGUGGGCCGAUUUGGGUGACGCACUUUCGGAGCAGUACACGGGAACUGCGAGCACCAUGGGUGCUGCCCUGCGACAAGGCGGCCAUACGGCCAGAGCCAUGCUGGAGAAGGGCUGGAGGGCAGUGAACCGAGCCUACUGUGCUCACUUCGAAGACGACGCGCGGCAGUCGGCAAUACAGCUGCUCUUGCGCAGCCACAAGCUGGCCAAGGCUCCUUCCAUUCCGGAAGUCCGUCGAAGUCCUCAGGGCAAGCUGCGAUUAGCCUUGGCUUCCUGGAACCUCCAUGGCCGCGCGCCCUGGGAGUCGGCAGAGACCCUGCGAAGCUUGGUGCGAGGAGCUUGCGAGGUCCAGGGGGGCACCCGAGAAAGCCCGGACAUCUUCGUGUUCUGCUUCCAAGAAUUUUCC